AUGUCUAAGGUUGAGGUUCUAUUUGUGCGGCAUUUGAGCGCCGAUUGCACUGAAGAUAUGAUUAAAAACAUAUUUGCGUUGAAAAGUCCGCCGAAAAUAAACGUCCAGAAAGUGAAGAAACUCAAGAAUUAUGCGUUCGUUCACUACUUCAAUCGCGAGGACGCAGAGCUCGCCCUCCAGACUCUGUCCAAAUCAGAUUUGCGAUCCACUGGUCUGACUGAUGAGGGCCAGCACCUGGAGAUCACUUGGGCUAAGCCACCAAAUCUGGUCAACAAUUUCCAGCGACGAAAGAAGCGCUUCUUUGGCUCCGGAAACUGUGGCGGCGAUGGCAUUGGGAUUAACGUCAAAACCAAUCCAUUCUCUCCACAUAACGGCCAACUCAUGAGCUCCGGAAUGUCCCCUCAAUUCGAGUAUAACAACAACUCAUCCAAACACUUGACGCCCAACUUCUACUCGAGUCUAAUGAGCGGUGACUCCAAUAACUGGAAUAACGUGCGAAACAGUCCGACAGUCCUUAUGCCGGGUUUGCGACACAACUCUCGAAACAACGGCACUGCGAACGGCAACACCACUCCCGUCUGGUAUUCAUUUGAGAAUCAGUACCCAUGGCUUCCCAUUCCUGUUGUCCGUUCGCCGCAAACCAUUGGUGUAUUCCGAUCGCCACAACCCUAUGGA
Oppiella nova is the source of this 675-nucleotide messenger RNA. The record is from the annotation of a GenBank genome assembly. NCBI's taxonomy places the organism in Eukaryota, Metazoa, Arthropoda, Arachnida, Sarcoptiformes, Oppiidae.